This is a messenger RNA of Halichondria panicea, 653 nucleotides long. RefSeq lists its product as uncharacterized. Lineage: Eukaryota; Metazoa; Porifera; Demospongiae; Suberitida; Halichondriidae. Bases 22 to 600 code for a protein of 192 amino acids. The transcript has 3 exons. The record is from RefSeq and is a predicted model, not a curated record.
UUGAGCAAAACUCCUCCAGCAAUGCAAAUACAAGCAGUUAUUAUCAUCAUUCAGUUGUUUACUCUUGCUGCAGCCACUCUGACAUCCACUCCCACUGUGGCCUGUCCUGAUGAAACUGUUACCUUCACCUGCACUCUGCCUGGUACUAUGGGUGUAUCCAUUCGCUGGACAGUAACUCCACCACCUGGACUGAAUGUGGGUAGUGCAUCUGGAUUAGUGAGUAACAAUGUUGGAACAUUUACUAUUGGCUCUGAUGGGUUUAUGUUCCGGGCUGAUUACUCCGGAUUCAAUGGAGGUAUGGUAACAUCUACCCUUACCACUCUCACCAUGGUGACAGCGCUGGCUGGAGCUAUGGUAGGCUGUAGAGUGUUAGGAGGAGCAGGGGAAGAUCAAAUACCCAUCAGCGUGGCUGAUCCACCCUCCCCUCCACUGAACCCAAGAGUAUCCUCCACUCUAACCAACUCAGCUCCUCUAAUAUCACUCUGGACUGGGACCCUCCCUCCUCUACUGGUGGUGUGUCUGUUAGCUAUGUCCUCACCAUCUCCCCAACACCUCUCUCCGGGUCACCAGCCACCGUGGAGACCACCUCAGUACAGAUAACUGUCUCCUAUAACACUCCCUACAAUGUGACCAUCAGAGCUGACAACUGUAUU